Messenger RNA from Trichosurus vulpecula (common brushtail), 1311 nucleotides. It is a transcript of the gene PGCKA1, whose product is annotated as chromosome 6 C4orf19 homolog. Bases 204 to 1130 code for a protein of 308 amino acids. NCBI's taxonomy places the organism in Eukaryota, Metazoa, Chordata, Mammalia, Diprotodontia, Phalangeridae. The record is from RefSeq and is a predicted model, not a curated record. The transcript has 4 exons.
AGGUCAGACAAACUGUCGGGCUAAACAGGGCAGCCUUACAUUUUUUACAUUCACACGCCAGAGGCACGCGGAGCCAUGGGAGAUGGUAAUCGGCCGAGUUCGCGGCUUCCUCCGCUGCUUGGAAACCCCAGGAAGGGAAAUUGAACUUUACAAGAAAACUAAUGGACAAUCCCCCCCACAGAUGGUAACAAAAAAUAAUCCAGAUGGGGUGCAGGUGCUGUAAAAUGAUACAAAGCUAUCUCUUUGAGCCAGUUCAUGCGCCACCUGCUGGUUGUAUCAGUGAAGUAAACAGUUACAAGCCAGAGGAAGAACAUGACGUCAAACUCAAAGAGAAUAGUGAAAUACUAGCACAUCAAAAUGACCUUCAAAAUGAGGAGCUACAGAGGACUGAAACCAAAAACAGGCUGAACAGCGCCCAGGAGCCCUUUUGGCAUCAUCGAGGACCUCCGAUCCACGAGGAUCAUGCGGGGAACUCUUUGACAAAGACCAACACUGCUCUCAAUGGCAUUGGUGCCAAUUCUGCUGUAUCCCCCGAUGUAAAUCCCAGUCUUAGCCAAGGAAAAGAAAUCACUCCCCAUGAGAGUGGCAGCGGGUCUUUGGCUAGUGCUGUGAGUGAUAGUGACCCCGGUGAACACUUUGUUAAAGAAAGUGACCCAGGGAAAAACGGUCAUAUGCGUCAAGCUGUAGAAGAGACUCAAGUCAUCCUAAAUGGAGGUUCCCAAGCUUCGGGAGAAAAUGCAUCCUCCCCAGGAAGUAACCACUCGUUGGAAAUCCAAAACCACAUCGGCCAGCUACCAGUCCCUGACUAUCCUCAAGUUGAGGUGCAAGUGAUAAACGAGGUUAUUGAUGAAAAUUACUGUUUUCUGAGUAAUCACCUCCAGGCUGAGCCGAUGGACCGAGUGGAUUAUGCAAAUGGAGAUCACAUCUCAGACCUGUCUUUUUCUAAAAGGAGAAGCUGGGAUUCAUUAAAUGAAACCAUUAAGACUGAGGUCUUAACUAUUAGCAUUAAUGAGGAUGUAUCUGAACAUGACAUUGACUGGAGCCCUGAACAGGAGGAUGCUGCUGUGGCAGAAGCCCUUGCAGCCCUAGAAGCUGCCACUGCAGGAGAGGAUGGUGAAGAGGGGUACUAGGAGGAAAGAGUCGCCUCAGACAUCAGUCAGUAGACUCUUUUCUCCUCAUUACCUAUCGGGCCAGAUCCUCUAGGUAACUAAGCUACUGCCUGGAUGUAUGCUAAACACUUGGGAGGUUCCUUAGUUCCCUCAAGAGUCUGUCAUUCAGGUCAUUAAAAUAAUAAUAAUGCAUUAAAUCAAA